AUGCCAACACUCGAUGAAAUCACUUACUCCCGCGAGGCCACCGUUGCUGCCGUCCGCGAUUAUUACCAGUUCCUCGCAGACAUGUUUCUACCAGAAGGCUUCAUCGAAGAACCGCCGGCUGAAGGAUGGCCAUCCAUCACAANNAAAAAAAGAGUUACCCGCUUGGGCAAGAACGACGAAGUCUUUGAACUGAUGCGACAUCUUCCUUAUCUCCCAGACGAAAGUCAACUUGUGGCCCGCGCCACAGCUGCCAAUUGGUCUAGCAUACUUGCAGAUCAUGUCCCAAUCAGAUCUGCCCCUAUCCCAUUCAAGCGGUGGGGUGUCAGAAUUACCACAGAAGGGCUAGACUGGGAGGACGUACCCUCGUCAGCAUUCGGCCUUGCUCACGGCGGUCGCAACAACGAAGUUUUCAUCUUCGAUACACAAUAUGGCACUGUGACCUGGAUAGAAGCCCCCGAUUUCGAUGACAAUCCUCUACGGAAGACAAUUUCUCGUGCAUCAGGUGGCUCCGAGUAUUUCGAGGACUGCACGCCCGAGAACGAACACGGUUGGCGCCGUCACAAAGCAUGGAGCAUCGUCGACUUCUUCGAAGUUUUGAAGAAUGAAUUCAGAACAUUGGAAUCUGUGCCUGUGUAUCCGCAUCAGAUCGAACCGUGGUCCGAUGCAUUUGAGAACAAGGAAAACCUUGACGAGUUUGAUGCUUUGACUCGCUCGGUCAGACAUGCCUACCAAGAGCACGGUUGGCCAGAUAUAUCUGUGUAUAACAAGGAUGAAUGUCAAAAAGCAGUAGACAAAUUAAUUGAUGAAUCAAACGAUCGAUGGGAGGCAACAAGGAUGAAUGGUAGACCAAUUAAUUGA
Messenger RNA from Aureobasidium musti, 858 nucleotides. The record is from the annotation of a GenBank genome assembly. Lineage: Eukaryota; Fungi; Ascomycota; Dothideomycetes; Dothideales; Saccotheciaceae.